Messenger RNA from Candidozyma duobushaemuli, 1218 nucleotides. RefSeq lists its product as uncharacterized. The record is from RefSeq and is a predicted model, not a curated record. The transcript has a single exon. The coding region runs from base 1 to 1218 and encodes 405 amino acids. Lineage: Eukaryota; Fungi; Ascomycota; Pichiomycetes; Serinales; Metschnikowiaceae.
AUGAACUUGAAAGCCGUUGAAAAUGGCAUUUAUUCUAUUGGCAAACUGAAGCAUGUUUUUGACACGCAGCUCCAGCGUUCUCAGCUCCUCCAGGCUCUUUGGAAGCCAGCCUCGAAAUCCGAAGUGAACAAUAUGAAAACCCUUCCGUUGGCGAUAAGACCCAAGGUUGAUCUACACAGAGACAUUGCAAAAGAAAGUGGAAAAGAGGGAUGGUCAUUGAAAGCCGCUCAAUCCUUUGGAUACGCCAAAGAGCUUGUCAAAUUCUACAAACACGGAGUGAAGCUGGUCUGGAAUAACCACAAGACACUCAGGGCACUCAGAAAGUCCGAUUUCAAAGUGACGAACCAGAUCAACAACGAGGGUAAAACUGUGGAUAUUCAGGUUCCAUCGUUUGCCACAUUGACGCAAGAAAUGGCCCAGGGAUUGUACCAGAAGCGUGUGGAAAACAGGACCAAUAUCGAAAACACAGCUGGAGAUGCUGUGGACCACAACAAAGGCUCGGCUCUCAAGGCGUACACACCAGAAAUGUUCAAUUUGCUGAGAUCGGACUUUUUGUUGUUCAAGCGUACCCCUAGCGAUUUCAUCAAAAUACCCAGCUUUUCGGUGAUCUUCCUCAUUUUCAUGGAGAUGACGCCAUUGCUUUGCUAUGCUUUCCCCGAAAUCACCCCGCUGACGUGUAUUCUCCCCUCACUUCUUCCUCGUCUCUGGUCUGCCAAAAACAGCGACAAGGUUGCAAAAUCUGUACCUGAGAAUACUGACUUGGAAGAAUUGGCUGCGAAAACAGCUUACAACUUGACGCUGGAGCAGGUUGCAUCAUUAGCUGAUGCUCUUCGUCUCAAGACAAAAUACAUUCCUACACAGCUUUUCCCAGAGCUGGUUUUGCGCAACCGUUUACAGGCACACUACAAUUUCCUCACGGUGGAUAACUACUACCUCAGUGGACUCAAUGGAAACGGUAAUGUGUGGGAUUUGACGAAACAGGAGCUUUUGUACGCUUGUCUUGAGCGUAAUUUGAUCAGGGACGUUAAGAAAUACGCAGACUUGGAAGAGUCGCAUGCGCCAAACAAGGACGAGCUCGUCAAGCACGAGUUGAACAUCUUGAGGCUACAGCUCACGCAGUUCAUCAUGAACUUUGAAAAAUACAACAUCGGCUAUCUUCUUUUGCUGCAAAAAGUCGAGCAGCCCAGCGAGGAGGCCAUCACGUGGAGAGAAGAGUGA